AUGACUAACUCAAUCGGAACACCAGAGAUUGUUUGGGAAACAAUUUGGGAACAUUUGUCUGAAGAUGCCGAAUAUCAUCUAAGAAAGACUUUGCAAAAACCAGAUUUGGUGCUAAACAAUAGCGACAAAAGAAAUUUUGCCUUAAUUGAGAUUGAGAAGAUCUUAUCUGCUAUGGGUAAGAGUUUGAGUGACUUUGCUCCUAUGCCAACACCAAAUAUUAACAUGUACACCGUGGUAACAAAUCGAUUGAUACAAGAGGAAUUGGCAUAUGAUUGCGAUAGUAUGAAGUUUGAGAACCAGCUGCUAGUUAAACAACUAAAUAAAGAGCAAAGGGAGAUAUAUGAUGAGAUUAUUGAUGAUAUCGAGAAUAACAGUGGAGGGUUGUUCUUUGUAUAUGGUUAUGGUGGAACUGGUAAGACUAUUUUGUGGAAUGCAUUGUUUUUAGGUUUAAGGUCUAAGGGUGCGAUUGUUUUAAAUGUUGCUUCAAGCGGUACUCUUUUAGCAGAGUUAAUUAUUCGUUGCAAAUUGAUCAUAUGGGAUGAAGCACCUAUGAUGCACAAACAUUGUUUUGAAGCUUUAGAUAGAACUAUGAGAGAUUUGUUAAGGUGUAAGAAUCCAAAUAGUUUAGAUACGACCUUUGGUGGGAAAACUGUUGUUUUUGGGGGAGAUUUCAGGCAAAUAUUACCAAUAGCUCAAAUUGGUGAUGGAGUUCUUGGUAAUUCCAGAGACAGAGACUUUGAAAUCACCAUUCCAAAUCAGUUUUUACUUGAAACUAAUGGUGACCCAAUUGCUACCAUUGUUGAAAGUACUUUCCCUAGAUUUCGAAGUGGUAACAAUGAUACUACAGAUCUACAGCAUAGUGCUAUUUUGGCUCCAACUCUUGACGUCGUGGAUAGCAUCAAUCAGUUCAUGAAUGAUCAUAAUUCGGGUGAAGGUAAAACUUAUCUAAGGUGUGAUUCUGAAUGCAAGUCAAACUCCAACGGGGAUAUGUUAUCAGAUUUGCACACUCCUGAGUUUUUAAAUGGUUUGCGCUGUUCUGGAGUACCAAAUCAUUCUCUUACUUUAAAAGUUCAAUCACCAGUUAUGCUAUUAAGAAAUAUUGACCACAGUUUAGGAUUGUGUAAUGGUACGAGACUUAUUCUUACAAGGUUGGCGGAUCAUGUGUUGGAAGGUCAGAUCAUGUGUGGAAUGAAUGCAGGAGCAAAGGUUUUAAUUCCCAAGAUGUCAUUAACACCUUCAGAUAUCAUAUUGCCAUUUAAAUUUCAAAGGAAACAAUUUCCGUUGAUGCUAUCUUAUGCCAUGACAAUAAAUAAGAGUCAAGGACAAACACUUACAAACGUGGGUUUGUUAUUGAAGAAGCAUGUGUUCAACCAUGGUCAAAUGUACCUGGAGGUCUCCAGAGUAAGCAGUCCAAGGGGAUUCAAAAUUUUGAUUGCUGGUGAAAAUGUACCAUUCCAAAAUACAACUACAAAUGUUGUGUAUAAAGAAAUUUUUAAUAAUGUCUAA
Messenger RNA from Ipomoea triloba (trilobed morning glory), 1506 nucleotides. Its product is annotated as ATP-dependent DNA helicase PIF1-like. The transcript has 4 exons. NCBI's taxonomy places the organism in Eukaryota, Viridiplantae, Streptophyta, Magnoliopsida, Solanales, Convolvulaceae. Gene Ontology annotation, molecular function: DNA helicase activity. Gene Ontology annotation, biological process: DNA repair; telomere maintenance. The record is from RefSeq and is a predicted model, not a curated record. The coding region runs from base 1 to 1506 and encodes 501 amino acids.